AUGACUCGGUUUCAAGAUUGGGAGACCCAGCUGGUGCCGACAGUGAACGGGAGGAUCUUCUUCCGUUACGCUGGCAAAGGUCAACCGAUCUUACUCCUUCAUGGUGUGCCACAGCAUUCGCUCAUGUACCACUCCAUCGCGCCGGCCCUGGUGUCGAAGGGCUUCCUCGCGAUCGUCCCCGAGCUACCUGGCUUCGGGCAAUCCAUCGUCAACAAAGGCGCCCCACUGACAUCCAAGAAUGCCGCUGACGCGCUCCACACGGUCAUGAAGUUUCUGGACUUGAAGGAAUUGCACAUAUUCGCGUUCGACAAGGGUACUGGACCUGCCAUCCUCUUAGCUCGCGAUUAUCCCAACAUCAUCAAGGGUCUCGUCAUAGCGGAAUACGCCCUCCCAGGCUUCGGUCACGAGAUUGCGCAACAACCGAGCCGCGGUCAAACUAUCUUUGACCACUGGCAUCUCGGUCUCUUUACUCUUCCUGAAGUGGCCGUCUUCCUGAUCCGCGGCCGCGAAGAGGAAUUUCUCACGUGGUAUUACUGGCAUACUUCGUACAGUGGCCACAACGCACUACCGGAUGAAUUGUUCCAGCAAUACGUCAAAGAAUGGCGCCGACCAGGAGGGGUCGAGGCUGCUGCUGAGUUCCUGGGAGGCUCAGUCUGGGCAGACAUGGAAGAGUUUGACUGCUUUAAGAAAGGCACGAGACUUCAGCAAAGACUGCUGGUGAUGGGUGGCGAGGCCAGUAUGGGCAGAGAUGGUAUCUUGGAGGCUUCCUGGAAUGGGAUCAGCGCCGAGCCUCUCGAGACAGUGAUUGUCCCCAAGGCGGGUCACUGGAUUGACACCGAGAACCCGCACUUCGUGGCUGAAAGAGUGGUAGAGUGGAUCGGUCAGCUUGGCAGACCUAUCCAAGAAGUGGACUUCAGCUGGUUGGACGCCAAUUACAAGGACAGAAUUCAGGCUGUUGAAGCCGCUGUGAAAAGAGCGACCAUCACCUUUCACGUGGGAAUACAUUAG
Cladophialophora yegresii CBS 114405 is the source of this 1008-nucleotide messenger RNA. RefSeq lists its product as uncharacterized. Bases 1 to 1008 code for a protein of 335 amino acids. The record is from RefSeq and is a predicted model, not a curated record. Lineage: Eukaryota; Fungi; Ascomycota; Eurotiomycetes; Chaetothyriales; Herpotrichiellaceae. Gene Ontology annotation, molecular function: catalytic activity. The transcript has 2 exons.